AUGAUACUAACGAUAGAAGGCCCAGAUGGUAGCACCGUGCCGCCAUCUUGGUUUGGUUUGGAGGCAGAAGACGCUGGUACCUACUUCCCGUGUGUGAAGAGGGACCCGGGUCGGUACCUUCGGCCCUGCUCCGACUCGGUGAAGACCUGGCUCCGGAACAUGAAGAGCGCCGGCAAAGUGCUGCUGCUCAUCACCAGCUCCCACAGCGACUACUGCCGCCUCAUCUGUGACCACGUGCUGGGGAAGGACUGGGAGGAGCUUUUUGACGUCAUCAUCACGAACGCUCUGAAGCCAGGAUUCUUCUCCCUGGUCCCACAUCAGAGGCCCUUCAGGAACCUGGUGAACGACGUGGAGGAGAGCGAGGGCCUCCUGUCUCUGGACAAACCGGGCUGGUACUCUCAGGGAAACUGGCCUCAUCUGCUGGAGCUCCUCAGAUCUAUCACAGGGACACAGGAGCCAAAGGUACACACUCCUCAAAACUAUCACAGGGACACAGGAGCCAAAGUAACAACACAUCCGUCAGCAGCGUAUGAGAGGUUCUUUCAGUGUGAGCAGGCCUCGGACUCCACACAGACCCCACACAGACCCCACACAAUGGCACCUCUUUCACCUGGUUCCAGCACUUACGGCUCCGGAGCGAUAAGCUGA
Molecule: messenger RNA, 648 nt
Organism: Knipowitschia caucasica
Lineage: Eukaryota; Metazoa; Chordata; Actinopteri; Gobiiformes; Gobiidae
Source: the annotation of a GenBank genome assembly